This is a messenger RNA of Pseudogymnoascus verrucosus, 7258 nucleotides long. RefSeq names its product DEIH-box ATPase (gene BRR2). NCBI's taxonomy places the organism in Eukaryota, Fungi, Ascomycota, Leotiomycetes, Thelebolales, Thelebolaceae. The record is from RefSeq and is a predicted model, not a curated record. Gene Ontology annotation, molecular function: ATP binding; nucleic acid binding. Bases 198 to 6863 code for a protein of 2221 amino acids. The transcript is spliced from 2 exons. Gene Ontology annotation, cellular component: nucleus.
GCUAAAUUAUUUGCAGCAUUCGACGCCGUCAUAAACUCAAGAUCAACUCAAACGGCCAAUGUUGAAGGGAGCGUCGCAUUAAUACAUUCAUUUGGCGUUUUAUCGAUGGACUGUCAAAGUGAUAUAUAAAACUUUUCGAUAGCCCGUAGGGAAGGGCCAUAAAUCAACACAACAAAGUUUCUACCUAGGCCGCCACCAUGGCCGACCAACAGCGCGAUGUGUCGCAAUACAAAUAUUCGGCGAUGUCCAAUUUGGUCUUGCAGGCCGAUAGACGAUUUGUGACUCGCCGCGGCGAUGAAGUUACAGGGGACCCGGAGUCACUUGCAGGGCGCCUCAGCAUCAGAGAUAUGGGGUCGCGCAAUGCCCGCGAAGACGCGCCGAAACAGAAGAAACCUACGGGCAUGCUUAAUGUUGAGCGCGGAAGCUUGCGGGAAGGCGAAGAUGUGUUGGAGCGAGAGCAACGGAAGCGCAAACGAGGAGAACCAGCACAACUUCGGGGUACUGGUAUUCUGUCGGCAGCGGACGCACUUGUGGAGGGAAUCCGAUACAGACCGAGGACACCUGCGACGAGGGCGACAUACGAUCUUAUAAUCACAACUGUGGCGAGCAAUCUGGGUGACGUCCCUCACGAAGUUGUACGCAGUGCUGCGGAUGCUGUGUUGGAAUACCUAAAGGAUGAUGAUAUGAAGGAUUUCGACAAGAAGAAGGAAGUCGAUGAUUUGCUGGGCACAACGAUGAAUCCGAAACAAUUCAAUGAACUUGUCAACCUUGGGAAAAAGAUUACCGAUUAUGAGGCCCAAGAUGAAGACGAAGCCAUGGGGGAGGGUGAUGCCAACGGAGAUGGAGCCGAGAUUGACGAUCGGCAGGGUGUGGCCGUCGUGUUUGAUGACGAGGAAUCAGAGGAUGAGGGAGGCAAACUGCUUAAUGAAAUCCGAGACGAAUCUUCGGAAGACGAAGAGGGCGAUCAGGAGGACAACCUCGAGGCCGAUGAGAUAGCGAGAGCCGGAGGCGCUGGCAUGGAUCGAGACGAGGACGGCAUGUUUGGGGAAGAUGAGGCAAUGACCUUAGAUUCUGGUGCCGACCGCGCUGGAGCAAAGCCAUCUGCAAAAGACAAAUCAAUCCCAGCUCGCGAAAUCGACGCAUAUUGGCUACAGAGGCAAAUUGGGCAAAACUAUGCAGAUGCCCACAUGCAACAAGUCAAAACACAACAAGCGCUACAGAUUCUUUCCGGUCUGUCUGAAGAAGGAGACGAACGGACUCUCCGUGAAAUUGAGAACGACCUAAUGGAACUUUUUGAUUACGAGCACCAUGAACUUGUUCAGAAAUUGAUUUCGAACCGAGACAAGGUCGUGUGGCUUACUCGUCUAGCCAAAGCAGAGGAUGAUGAGGCCCGGGGAGUCGUUGAGCGUGAGAUUAUCGCUGAAGGGCUUCGUUGGAUCCUUGACGAGCUAAAGGGCCGUAAAGUCUCCGUUGACGGUGGAAAGGGCAAAAAGGUCGAAAUUAAGAUGGAUAUCGACGUACCAGAGGAUUACAUUAAGGGUCCAAAAGAAGAGCAGGCCAAGGAUGGUGGCCUAGUUGGAGGCCUACAGCCAAGGAAACUCAUUAACCUGGAGAAUCUGAUAUUCGAGCAAGGCAACCAUCUCAUGACGAACCCCAAGGUAAAGCUCCCUGAAGGAUCGACGAAGAAGACUUUCAAGGGGUACGAGGAGAUUCACGUACCAGCACCAAAGAAGCGCAGCGACCCAACAGAUAGAGAUGUCCCUGUCUCCGAGAUGCCUGAGUGGUCUCGUGUGCCAUUCGGCACAACCCCAAAGCUCAACAAGAUCCAGUCCAAGUGCUUUCCAACCGCAUUUGGUGAAGAUGGAAACAUGCUCAUCUGUGCGCCAACUGGAAGUGGCAAGACGAACGUCGGUAUGCUGACCAUUCUGAGAGAAAUCGGGAAGAACAGGAAUCCUGAGACCGGAGAGAUCAAUUUGGACGGGUUUAAGAUUGUUUAUAUCGCCCCAUUGAAGGCUCUGGUUCAGGAACAGGUUGGCAACUUUGGAGCUAGGUUAAAGCCUUACGGAAUCCAGGUCUCUGAGCUUACAGGUGAUCGUCAGCUCACAAAGCAACAAAUUGCGGAUACACAGAUCAUCGUCACAACGCCAGAGAAGUGGGAUGUGAUUACCCGCAAGGCGACUGAUAUGAGCUACACCAACUUAGUGCGCCUAAUCAUUAUUGAUGAGAUUCAUUUGUUGCACGAUGAUCGUGGACCAGUGCUGGAGAGCAUCGUCAGCCGAACAAUCAGAAAGAUGGAGCAAACAGGAGACCCAGUACGCUUGGUUGGCCUUUCCGCGACAUUGCCCAAUUAUAGGGACGUUGCAAGCUUUUUGCGCGUUGACCCAUUGAAGGGUAUGUUCCACUUCGAUGGAUCUUUCCGUCCUUGCCCUUUGCGUCAGGAGUUUAUUGGUAUCACCGAAAAGAAGGCGAUCAAGCAACUCAAGACCAUGAACGACAUUACUUACACGAAGGUGCUCGAGCAUGUUGGCACCAACCGUAACCAGAUGAUUAUUUUCGUUCAUUCCCGGAAGGAAACUGCCAAGACUGCCCGGUACGUCCGCGACAAGGCUCUCGAAGAGGAGACGAUUAGCCAAAUUCUUCGAAGUGAUGCUGGUAGCCGUGAGGCCCUAACUACGGAAGCAGAGUCCGUGAACGAUCGCGACCUUAAGGAUUUACUACCAUAUGGCUUUGGCAUACAUCACGCUGGAAUGACCCGCCCCGAUAGGACUUCCGUUGAGGACCUCUUUAAUGAUGGCCUUAUUCAAGUCUUGGUCUGCACGGCUACCCUCGCUUGGGGUGUCAACUUGCCGGCCCAUACUGUCAUCAUCAAGGGCACGCAGAUUUAUUCUCCUGAGAAGGGCAGCUGGGUCGAGUUGAGUCCUCAAGACGUAUUGCAAAUGUUGGGACGUGCUGGUCGCCCACAAUAUGAUACAUAUGGAGAAGGUAUCAUCAUCACUACGCAGACCGAGAUGCAAUACUAUCUUUCUCUCCUUAACCAGCAGCUGCCCAUUGAGAGUCAGUUUGUUACCCGGCUGGCUGAUAACCUGAAUGCUGAAAUCGUUCUUGGAAACAUCCGAACGAGGGACGAGGGAGUCGAGUGGCUGGGUUACACCUAUCUCUUUGUUCGGAUGUUGAGGUCGCCUGGUCUUUAUCAGGUCGGCGCCGACUACGAAGAAGACAAUGCCUUAGAACAAAAGCGUGUGGACCUGAUCCAUUCUGCUGCGGUUGUUCUGGAGAGAUCGAAUCUGGUUAAAUACGACAAGAAAACGGGUAGGCUCCAAGCAACUGAGCUCGGCCGCAUUGCGUCGCAUUACUACAUCACGCAUAGCAGCAUGCUCACCUAUAACCACCAUAUUCAACCAUCUAUCACCCCUAUUGAACUUUUCAGAGUCUUCGCGUUGAGUGAUGAGUUCAAGUUCAUCCCCGUUAGGCAAGACGAGAAGUUGGAGCUUGCGAAGCUUUUGGGAAGAGUACCAAUACCCGUCAAGGAAAGCAUCGAAGAGCCGCAUGCAAAGAUCAACGUUCUUCUCCAGGCAUAUAUUUCCCGUCUGAAGCUUGAAGGCUUGGCUUUGAUGGCCGAUUUGGUGUAUGUCACUCAAUCUGCUGGCCGUAUUCUCCGUGCCAUCUUUGAGAUUACGCUGAAGAAAGGGUGGUCGUCCGUGGCCAAAACAGCGCUUGAGCUUUGCAAGAUGGCAGAAAAGAGAAUGUGGCCAACAAUGACACCGUUGAGGCAAUUCCCCAGCUGCCCCCGCGAUAUUAUCCAGAAGGCUGAGCGAAUUGACGUUCCUUGGAACAACUACUUCGACUUGGAUCCUCCGCGGAUGGGAGAGCUUCUCGGUCUGCCAAGAGCUGGCAAGACUGUCUGCGCUCUAAUGUCCAAGUUCCCGAGACUAGAGAUUCAGGCCCAGGUUCAGCCCAUGACCAGGUCCAUGCUGCGGAUCGAGUUAUCAAUCACACCCAAGUUCGAAUGGGAUGACGAGGUGCACGGUACAGCCGAGAGCUUCUGGAUUAUCGCCGAGGACUGUGACGGGGAGGAAAUUCUCUUCCACGACCAAUUUAUUUUGCGUAAGGAUUAUGCUCAGGCUGAAAUGAAUGAGCACCUGGUCGAAUUUACCGUUCCAAUUUCGGAGCCAAUGCCACCCAACUAUUUCAUUACAUUAGUUUCGGAUCGUUGGAUGCAUUCGGAGACCAAGCUUGCCGUCUCAUUCCAGAAACUGAUCUUACCAGAGAAGUUCCCCCCUCACACACCACUUUUGGAUCUGCAGCCUUUGCCAGUGUCCGCGCUCAAAGCCCAAGACUACGUUGCAUUAUAUCCAAAGUGGGAAUGGUUCAAUAAGGUUCAGACACAAACAUUCAACUCGCUUUACACGACGGAUGAGAAUGUGUUUGUUGGAGCUUCAACUGGUAAUGGUAAAACAGUCUGUGCCGAAUUUGCGCUCCUACACCACUGGUCGAAACCGGAGGCAGGCCGCGCCGUUUACAUUGCACCGUUCCAAGAGCUUGUCGAUUUGAGACUCCAGGAUUGGAAAGCACGCUUGUCGAAUAUCCGUGGAGGGAAGGAAAUUGUCAAAUUGACUGGAGAAACAACUGCAGACCUCAAGCUCCUAGAAAGGGGCGAUCUUAUUCUCGCUACUCCGACGCAGUGGGAUGUACUCUCCAGACAAUGGCAACGCCGAAAGAACAUCCAAAACAUCCAACUCUUCAUCGCAGACGAGCUCCAUAUGUUGGGAGGCCAGAGCGGCUAUGUUUAUGAGAUUGUGGUUUCUCGUAUGCACUACAUUCGCUCCCAGACACAACUUCCUAUGCGCAUCGUUGGUCUUAGUGUUCCGCUGGCAAAUGCACGCGACAUCGGCGAAUGGAUUGAUGCAAAGAAACAUACAAUCUACAACUUCAGUACUCACGUCAGAUCCGUUCCCCUGGAGCUUCAUAUUCAGUCUUUCACCAUCCCGCAUUUCCCAUCGCUUAUGCUCGCGAUGGCAAAGCCUACGUAUCUCAGCAUAUUACAAAUGUCUCCAGAUAAGCCUGCCAUAGUAUUUGUGCCGAACAGGAAACAAGCUCGCAAUACUACUCGCGACUUGCUGACUGCUUGUGUUGCGAAUGACGACGAGGAUCGCUUUUUGCACGCAGACAGCGAGCAGCUGAAACCUCUGUUGGAACGGAUUCAUGAAGAGGCACUUGCGGAAUCUCUUUCACACGGUAUUGGCUACUACCAUGAGGCACUAAGCACCAGCGACAAACGGAUUGUCAAGCACCUUUACGACAACGGAGCUAUCCAAGUCCUGGUCGCAUCAAGAGAUGUAUGCUGGGAGCUCGAUUGCACCGCACACCUGGUCAUCGUCAUGGGGACCCAAUAUUUUGAGGGGCGGGAGCAUCGUUAUGUGGACUACCCGUUGAGUGAAGUUCUGCAGAUGUUUGGCAAAGCGACUCGGCCACUUGAAGACACCAUGAGCAGAGGCGUGCUUAUGGUUCCUGCAGUCAAGCGCGACUAUUACAAGAAAUUUUUGGCCGAAGCGCUUCCUAUCGAGAGUCAUCUCCAGGUUGUCUUGCACGACGCAUUCGUCUCCGAGAUUAGCACGAAGAUGAUCGAAUCUGCUGAUGAUGCGAUUAACUGGACGACUUUCACAUAUUUCUACCGUCGACUGCUGGCGAAUCCCAGCUACUACAGUCUUACAGACACCUCUCAUGAAGGCCUAAGCGCUCAUCUUUCUGAGUUAGUAGAGACAACACUAAAGGAUCUCUCCGAUUCCAAAAUCAUUGAUCUGGAUGAGGAGGAUGAUUCGGUGACGCCUCUCAAUGCUGCCAUGAUCGCCGCUUACUACAACAUCUCCUACAUCACAAUGCAAACCUUCCUGCUAUCACUCAGUGGGCGGACAAAGCUCAAGGGUGUGCUAGAGAUUGUGACCUCGGCCACGGAGUUUGAGACCAUUCAGAUAAGGCGCCAUGAAGACAGUUUACUUCGUCGUAUCUACGAUAGGGCUCCAGUCAAGAUGGCAGAACCAAGCUAUGACUCUCCGCAUUUCAAGGCGUUUGUGCUUCUCCAAGCACAUUUCUCCAGGAUGCAGCUCCCUAUAGAUCUUGCAAAGGAUCAGGAGAUAAUACUAACGAAGGUGCUUGGCCUACUGAGCGCCACUGUUGAUGUGUUGUCUUCUGAUGGUCAUAUCAAUGCUAUGAAUGCGAUGGAGAUGUCUCAGAUGGUCGUUCAAGGCAUGUGGGAUCGGGAUAGUCCUCUUAAACAGAUCCCCCACUUCACACCGGAGGUCAUCAAGGCUGCUAAUAGUGCUGGUGUUGAGGAUAUUUUUGGAUUCAUGGAGGCAAUGGAUCCUUCUGAAAAUCCAAACUACGGCGCACUCGUGAAGAAACUGGGCUUGACACAGGCACAGUUGGGACAGGCUGCGAAUUUCACGAACUCGAAAUAUCCAAAUAUUGAGCUGGAGUUCGAGCUUGAAGACCCGGAGGAUAUCACCGCUGGUGUUCCUUCAUACAUCAAAGUCAAGAUCGAGCGCGAAGAAGACGAAGAUGAUGAGACUACAGAGGUCGACACAACCGUUCACGCACCGUUUUAUCCAGUCAAGAAGAUGGAAAAUUGGUGGUUGGUUGUUGGCGAGGAGAGCACAAAAACUUUGCUUGCGAUCAAACGCAUCACCAUUGGCAAGAAGUUGAAUCUACGGUUGGAAUAUACGGUACCGACAGCUGGCAAGCACGAUCUGAAGCUAUUUUUGAUGAGCGACAGUUAUGUUGGUGUCGACCAGGAUCCCAGCUUCACAGUGAAUGUUGCUGAAGGAGAAGAUGAUGACGAGGAGGAUGAAGAUGAGGAUAUGGAAUAGAAUAGUAAGACCCUGUUUACCCCUGAAGGAAGGGUUUGUUGUAUAAUAGAAAGAAAUCCGGUUGGAUUUUAGAUCAUAUCAGCCAUUUCCAGGUUCCCCCGUGUCACUGUUUCUGUGUCGAAUGGAGGCCACUUCGAUAGUUUGGAUCAGUCUAUGAUGUUGGAUCAAGGAGUCAUUUCAUAUGGUUGAGAGAGCAAUUGUGGGUUAUGCGGCUUUAUUUGGUAGGAGCUUUUCAUUGAUUCUCGCAUUUCGGUGGCUGUUCUACUUUUGGCAAUUUGUUUCCACGGCAGCCUGCAUUCUCGGGCCCAAAGUAUUGUUGUGGAAGGUUGCAGAAUCAAGUUCACCGCCACAUUCUAAUUCAGUGAUCCUCGAUCGAGACACAUCUCGACUGAACA